Messenger RNA from Hemibagrus wyckioides, 2871 nucleotides. It is a transcript of the gene hcrtr2, whose product is annotated as hypocretin (orexin) receptor 2. Gene Ontology annotation, biological process: circadian sleep/wake cycle process; G protein-coupled receptor signaling pathway; feeding behavior. Gene Ontology annotation, molecular function: orexin receptor activity. The coding region runs from base 84 to 1382 and encodes 432 amino acids. Lineage: Eukaryota; Metazoa; Chordata; Actinopteri; Siluriformes; Bagridae. The record is from RefSeq and is a predicted model, not a curated record. Gene Ontology annotation, cellular component: membrane. The transcript is spliced from 7 exons.
UGGUUAGCACGAAAUCUCCUCGCGCGCGUCACGGCGACGUUUAAAGCCCCUCGCGAGCGCGCUCUCGCCCUUCAUUCAUUCACAUGCCUCGCGAUGGUUCAGCAGUGACAAGCGGCAUGGCGGGGGACACCGUCAAUUACGGCUGCCGCGACUGUUCCGCGUCCAAUUCCACCGCGAGCUCCGCGCACCUGCGCCUCGACGAGGACGAUGAACUUCUGAAAUACAUUUGGAGUGAAUAUUUGCAUCCGAAACAGUAUGAAUGGGUCCUAAUAGUAGGAUACAUCAUUGUUUUCCUGUGCUCGCUGGUCGGAAACGCUUUGGUUUGUUUCGCAGUGUGGAGAAACCAUCAUAUGCACACAGUGACCAACUACUUCAUUGUGAACCUGUCCUUUGCUGAUAUCCUGGUCACCAUUACUUGCCUUCCCGCCAGUCUCGUAGUGGACAUCACAGAAACAUGGUUCUUUGGAGAUACGCUCUGUCGUAUUUUACCUUAUUUACAGACAAUCUCUGUGUCUGUAUCCGUGCUGACCCUCAGUUGCAUUGCCCAGGAUCGGUGGUAUGCUAUCUGCCACCCUCUGAAGUUCAAGAGCACUGCCAAACGAGCCCGCAGGAGCAUCAUCCUGAUCUGGUUGGUGUCUUGCGUGAUCAUGAUUCCCCAGGCUGUUGUUAUGGAGUGUACCAGCCUCCUGCCUGAUCUGCUGCCUGAGCUCACCAACAAGACGGUCCUCUUUACUGUGUGUGACGAACACUGGGGAGAUGAGAUCUACCCCAAGGUCUAUCACACCUGCUUCUUUAUUGUUACCUAUUUUGCCCCUUUGUGCCUGAUGGUCCUGGCGUACAUCCAGAUCUGUCAGAAACUCUGGUGUCAGCAGAUUCCAGGGAGUUCGUCAGUGGUGCAGAGAAAGUGGAAAUCCCUGCAGUGUUCAGCUCAGGCUGCGGGACCUGGUGAGUCAGUCAAGAUCAGGACCAGCGCGGUUUCGGCUGAGAUCAAGCAAAUGAAAUCUCGACGGAAAACGGCACGCAUGCUGAUGGUGGUGCUCUUCGUCUUUGCCAUCUGUUAUCUGCCCAUCAGCAUACUUAAUAUCAUGAAAAGAGUGUUUGGUGCUUUCAAGAACACAAACAACAGAGAGACGGUGUACGCCUGGUUCACCUUUUCCCACUGGCUUAUAUACGCCAACAGUGCAGCCAAUCCCAUCAUCUACAAUUUUCUCAGCGGUAAAUUUCGUGAGGAGUUCAAAGCAGCUUUUACCUGCCACUGUACAGGGCGAAGGGAAAAGAAGGAGAGGGUGAGGACCAAGAUGAGCACAGACAGUCACAAAUCCCUGUCCACGCAAGUGAGUCAUUUCGAUAACGUCUCACGGAUCUCGGAUCAGGUCAUGUAGGACGGAUCUGCGAGGGUUCGUCUUCACAGCAUGACACUUCAUUACUGGUUUAUACCACAAAGCAAAUACUGGAAGAUCUGAAAGGCUCAGACUUACUCGAUUGAUAUGCACCGAAGGCAUCGACGGAGGUGUAUUUGCUUCAGAGUAUCACCCACACAGAUGGAAAAUGACAUUCCGCCUCAAAUAAGAGCACAAGAAAUCACUGAAAAUUACAUUUCCUUUUUCUUCCGAAGGAUUAUUUAUCUCCAUCAUUACAAUGCCUUUCAUACAGAAAGAACAGGGCAAUCUGGUGAUGGAGUCAUACUUUGUGUCAUUUUGUAAUAUUUGUGUUAUAUCUCAUGAUGAGAUUUGCUAAAAGAAAAAUGCAAUACUGUAUAUUUGUCAUUGUACAGUACUACGUGCUGUAUAGCUCCUGAGUGGCAUGACUGUACUGUGGACAAAUUUGCAAAAAAAAAAAAAAAAGGACCACAAAACAGUCUGAUCAGCAAUUUAAAAUCGUUUAUAUCCUCAAGAGUGUUUUCCAAUCCACAAAUAAAUCGUCACAUUAAUGAAUAAAAUAAUGUCAACACUCAUUUUGUUCCAGUGAGAUAGAUUGCUCUCUGCAUUGUGUGCAUUUCUUGCAUUUCAGAUUGCGCUAGGGUGGUUUUUGCACAAGCUUGUAUUAUUCAUUUGUCACCCUGUCUCGCUGGCUUGUCAUGCCAAGAGAUAUUUGCACCAGAUAAUAGCUAUUUGCCAAGGCACAUGUAGGGAUCAGAGGGCAAUCAGAGAAAGGCUAGUGGCAGAUUUGAGCGUCUUUGUUCUGCUUUGGUUGGCCUCUUAAAUAUGAACGCUUUUAAAAGGCAGGGCAUAGAAUUGCUUUUGUAAUAGUGCUUUGUUGUUUGACCUUUUUUCAUGUACUUGUUGAGUUCUCGCUGCUAACUUUAAUGUCAACGCACUCCUGCGGAACACCAACAGCAAACAAAAAUGUAUGAAGAUACUUUAUGUUGUCAUUGCUGCUUCUUUCUUUAGCUACGGUAUUUUAAAUGUUUGAAUUUAAUUGGUAGUGUUUUGUUUUGAUUGCUUAUGGUGGAAAAUAAAUUGUUAAUAUUGUCAUCAGUGUAUAAUCUAUAUUUGUUUAUAUAGUUUAUUAUAUUUCAAAGGUGAAAUUAUAUCACGUAACGAUGCAAAAAUAAUUUUCGUUCUACUUGUUGUAUCUGAUGUAUCUGCAAACUGCAUUUUUCUUUAUUCUGCCCUUGUAUAAAGUACAGAUUUUAUAUCAGAUAUCAUUGGUUGCAAUGUUGUUUGACUAAAAGGUCUUUUCAAUAUGUUCCUCUAAAUACUAAUAAAUUAGUUUAACGAUAAAAUAUAUGGUGUGUGAUUUCUGAUGUAAUGAAGAGAGGGCAUAUUUGGGCUGACUUUUUGUACAGCAUACUGAAUAGUAAGACUAAUCAUAAAUCACCAGUUUGGGGGCAAAUUUUAGGGAGCAACUAAUUUUCUAACUAACUUUGAA